Molecule: messenger RNA, 1956 nt
Organism: Nezara viridula (southern green stink bug)
Lineage: Eukaryota; Metazoa; Arthropoda; Insecta; Hemiptera; Pentatomidae
Source: the annotation of a GenBank genome assembly
AUGAACCUCUUCUUUAUUUAUCUUUUGUUUAUUAUUCAGUUUACUGUUAUAUCUUAUCUUUUGCUUCUGAUAUCACUUUUAAUGAAGGUGAAGAUGUUUUUUUAUUCAAGUGGCCUGGAAGAAGAAAUGGCAGGGCAACAUUAUUGCCUUCGAUGGAACAACUACCAAUCGAAUAUGACAUCUGUGUUUCAUCACCUUCUCAGGACCCAGGCUUUUGUUGAUGUGACACUUGCUUGUAAUGACCAAUCCCUGAAAGCCCACAAGGUGGUGCUAUCAGCUUGUUCUUCAUAUUUUCAAAAGCUUUUAUUAGAAAAUCCAUGCAAGCAUCCAACUAUAAUUAUGCCCCAAGACGUAUGUUUUACUGAUCUUAAAUUUAUUAUUGAAUUCGUCUACAAAGGGGAAAUAGAUGUUUCUCAAGCACAGCUGCAGUCUGUUUUGAAAACAGCCGAUCAGCUCAAAAUAAAAGGCUUGUGUGAAGUUCCUGAAGGGAAAGAAGGAGCCGAGGUCACACCUCUACCCCAUCGUAGGACAUUGUCUAUUAGACAGAGAAGAUUGGCGAGAAGAAGGCUUCAAUACCGACAGAGGUUAGCACGUCAAAAGGCCAGCAUUUUGCCAACUGAGGAUUCUGCUUUAAUUGCAAACCAAAUUCAGUAUAGUGCUACUCUUGCUCAAACUCCAAAUGGGACUCAUAGUGAUGUAGGAACUUCAACCGAUGACCAGGAAAAUAAAGAAGUUAUUGGUGAUACAACUAUAGUCAUGGCAUCAUCACUGCCUGAGCUGACACAGAAAGUUACACCACAGGUGGUGGUAACAGAAGAUGAAAAUGAGCCGAAUGAAUCAACAGCAUCUGUUGCUAUUGUUUCUGCUGUAGAUAUUCCACAAGGAACAACACAUAGGGACAUUGCAGUUGAUGCUAGUGAUCUUGCAGCUGGAGUGGAAGUUGAAGAGGAUGAUAAUGUGAAAGUUAAAUUUGAAACACUUAGGGCUAUUGAUCAGACAGAGCACAUGGAUAUGGAACAUAUGCCUGAUCGUGGAGUUCAAACAGUUGGAGAAGAGGGCAUGCAUACCAUGAUGAUAACACCUGAAUUGCUUGGCCUCAUCCCUUCCUCGCAGUCUGAAGGAAGUGAUGCAGGCAGUAUCACCAAAGGCUCUACGAACAACACUAUAGGCAGUGGUGGUAAAUCUUGGAGGCAAGAAGACAUGGAAGCUGCUCUUGAAGCCCUUAGGUCGGGGUCUAUGUCUUUAAGUAGGGCCUCAGCUAUAUAUAGUAUACCAUCAACUACUUUGUGGCAGAGGGCUCACAGGCAAGGAAUUGAAACUCCUAAAAAAGAUGGUCCUUUGAAAACAUGGACUGAAGAUAACCUGAAUGUAGCCCUUGAUGCUCUCAGAACUGGCUCAAUAUCAGCCAACAAAGCUAGCAAGGCUUAUGGAAUUCCGAGUAGUACUCUGUACAAAAUAGCACGUAGAGAAGGGAUUCGUUUAGCUGCGCCUUUCAAUGCUGCACCAACAUCAUGGGCACCUGAAGAUCUUGAACGUGCUUUAGAAUCUAUCAGAUCUGGGCAGUCAACGGUGCAGAGAGCAGCUGCCGAGUAUGGUAUUCCUUCUGGUACCUUAUAUGGUAGGUGUAAAAGAGAAGGUAUUGAGCUCUCAAGGGCUAACCCCACCCCCUGGUCCGAAGCUGCCAUGAACCAGGCAUUGGAUGCUGUUAGAAUUGGACAAAUGAGUAUAAACCAGGCAGCAAUUCACUUCAACCUACCUUAUUCCUCUUUAUAUGGAAGGUUCAAGCGAGGUAAGUAUGAUGGCACUGGAGGAAUUGAAGAGACAAAUGGUUCACUAGAGGCUACAGGUGCAGAAGGAUCUCCUGCUGGUCCUGAUCUUUUGCCUACAACCCCGAGUCAGCCACAGAUUAUGCUUGUUCAAUACCAGCAGCCAAUCCAUAUGUAUCAACCAACCUGA